UCUCCAACAAGGUCUUUGCUUUCUUUAUCUUAUACCUCUGAUUCUGACAACUGAAACUUCAGUAUUAUUGCAGAACCACCCAUGAAUUAGUUGAAGGGCUAGAAAUGAAAUUCCACUAUGGAAAAAGCAUUCCAGGGCAGCUAUACAUUAAUUGAUGAAAUAAAAAAUAGAUCAUAUAUGAGCUUGUGAUGGGGAUUAAUACCAGUUUCUGUUGGUGCUUCAUACUUGUGCUUCUUUGGUUCCAAAGCCAAGGGUGCUUAGAAGAAGAAAGAGCAGCUCUUCUCCAAAUCAAAGAUUCCAUGGGCAGCUACUUAUCGUCAGCUUUCUCAAACUGGUACGUAAAAGAAUGCUGCGAUUGGGAGGGAGUUGUGUGUGACCCUUCUCAUACUCGUAUUCAAAGGAUUUUCUUUCCCCAUUUGAGAAGUGAUGAUUCCGAACCUUGGUUUCCAAACGCUACUUUAUUUGCUGAGUUCAAAGAUUUGCAAGAACUUGAACUGCCAGGAAAUCAUAUCGGAGGAUUCAUCUCAAUUCAAGCUUUCAGAAAACUGAAACAUCUUCGAAAGUUGAAUCUCCGUGACAAUUCUAUACAAAAUGGCUCCAAUCUCUGGUGGGGGAAAUAUCUUUCUCUUUAUAACUUGGAUUUGUCUGGUAACAAGUUACAAGGCAAUUUUCCUGAUAGCUUGUGUGCCAACCUGUUUUUGAGAGAAUUGAUUUUGUCUCGUAACAAUCUCUUUGGAAGCAUCAAUUCAUGCUUGGGAAAUAUGAUCACACCCCGCUUGUUGGAUCUCUCUGAAAAUCAAUUCAAUGGCUCUUUUCCUUCGUUGCUAAUUAGCAACCUAACAAAUAUUGAGUCACUCGUUCUAUCAAGCAAUGAGUUUCAAGGCAUGAUUUCGCUGUGUGUUUUUGCCAAUUUGUCGAGGCUAAGUGAACUUGAUAUUUCUUUUAAUCACUUGGAAGUUGAAACUGAGAUGAUGUCACCAAGUUGUUCUCCAUCUUUCAGAUUAAGUACUCUGUCUUUAGGUGGUUGUAAUGUCAAGAAAAUUUAUCCUUGGAUGUUUCACAAUAUCACUUCAGAAUUAUGGCUAAGUAACAAUAACUUGACUGGUCCCUUCAUUAGCAAUUUUCAGAACAUAACCUCAAAGCUUACUAUUCUUGACAUUUCUGACAAUUUCUUACGUGGGACACUACCUGAAGAUAUCAACUUGAAUUUUUCAGAGCUGCGCCAUUUAGAUCUUUCCGGUAAUAGCUUCAAUGGAAACCUCCCCAUGUUCUUCAGUGACCAACUUCAGAUGUUGGACUUAUCAAACAAUCAGUUCCAAGGAGAAAUCCCCUAUAGCAUCAAAAGUAAUAUGAGUUGUCUUUUAUAUUUGGGGUUAUCCCAAAACAAUUUGACAGGUGAUUUGUUUCCAAAAAACUCGAGUUUGCCGAACCUAAGAUGGCUUCAUCUCAACAACAAUCGCUUGUCUGGAACAUUUCCAUAUGCCUUGUCGAAAAGCAUGAAGUUAAGAAUUAUUGACAUUCAGAAUAAUGAAUUAUCAGGUGAGCUUUCCUCAUACUUGCCUGUCCUCCCAAAGUUAAAUAUUCUAAUCCUCAGGGGGAACCAGUUUGAAGGACAAUUACCAGUGAAAAUUUGCCAAAUGAGGGAUUUGCAUCUUUUAGAUCUUUCAGAAAAUGAUCUUUCUGGUGACAUUCCCGACUGUGUUGACAAUGUUACUUCUUGGUUGGGUCGUUCAGAAACUGCUGUUGGUUAUCUUCCAGAUGGCUCUAGGAACGGCAUUGUUUUUACGACCAAAGGUAGGAGAUAUAUUUAUAAGGCUGUGGUGUUGUCAUUUCUAAUGGGAGUAGAUGUCUCUUGCAAUAGGCUAGCAGGUAAAAUUCCCAUCCAAAUGACACGAUUGAAGGGGAUUAGAAUUCUAAACGUGUCGAACAACCUUCUCACAGGUCAAAUACCUUCUUCCUUGGGAAACUUGGUAAAUCUAGAAAGCCUAGAUCUUUCACAUAACAAUAUCUUCGGUGUGUUACCCCAUGAAUUAGUUGGUCUUGGGCUUCUCGCAGCUUUUAACGUAUCAUUCAACAAUCUAUCAGGCAUGAUACCAAUAGAGCACCAAUUUGGGACAUUUGAAAGUGACAGUUAUUUAGGCAAUCCCGAUCUCUGUGGACACCCACUUCAAAUCAAAUGCAAUGGUAGUACAGAGACACCACCAAUUUACGCUAGAGCAGAGAAAUCUGUUUCAAUUAUGUAUUUUGCAGUUUUGAUAUGUCUUUUUUUCAUAGUUAUUUGUUUAGAAUAAGAACCAUAUAUGAUGAACUUAUCACUCAAGAGGAAGGAAAUGAUGUCA
Gossypium raimondii (Peruvian cotton) is the source of this 2339-nucleotide messenger RNA. Its product is annotated as receptor-like protein 15. NCBI's taxonomy places the organism in Eukaryota, Viridiplantae, Streptophyta, Magnoliopsida, Malvales, Malvaceae. Bases 189 to 2291 code for a protein of 700 amino acids. Gene Ontology annotation, molecular function: protein binding. The transcript is spliced from 2 exons. The record is from RefSeq and is a predicted model, not a curated record.